UUUGCGCGCAUCAACGGAAAUUUGUUGAGAAUCUCAUAAAAACUCUAUUUAUUGUAAUUGUAAGCUAUAGUGGUAUUGUGGAACUGUUCAUAAAACCAUCAAAAUGUCGAGUACAUCACAAAAACAUAGAAACUUCGUUGCCGAACCGAUGGGAGAAAAGCCAGUCACAGAUUUAGCCGGCGUUGGUGAAGUGCUUGGAAAGCGAUUAGAAGCCGCAGGUUUCGAUAAGGCGUAUGUUGUCCUGGGUCAAUUCCUAGUGUUAAAAAAGGAUCAAGAACUAUUUCAAGAGUGGAUGAAAGACACAUGCAGUGCCAACUCAAAACAGUCUGCUGAUUGCUACCAAUGCUUGAAAGAUUGGUGCGAGGAAUUCCUUCAUUAAUACAAUUUUAAGUUUUUAUAACAAUAAUUAUUGCAUAUUGUGUGUAAAUAUUACGGUGAAUGGUAACUGUACAAAUGCCAGAAUUUUAAUUUCAAGAACACAUUGAUAGAAAAUAUGACUAAUAUUAAUAUUUUUAUAUUUACUAAUUAAAAUGUUCACAAUUUA
Molecule: messenger RNA, 544 nt
Organism: Aricia agestis (brown argus)
Lineage: Eukaryota; Metazoa; Arthropoda; Insecta; Lepidoptera; Lycaenidae
Gene: baf
Product: barrier-to-autointegration factor
Exons: 2
Coding region: 104-379 (91 amino acids)
Molecular function (GO): DNA binding
Source: RefSeq, a predicted model, not a curated record